Labeo rohita (rohu) is the source of this 4248-nucleotide messenger RNA. It is a transcript of the gene mafga, whose product is annotated as v-maf avian musculoaponeurotic fibrosarcoma oncogene homolog Ga. The coding region runs from base 161 to 649 and encodes 162 amino acids. Gene Ontology annotation, cellular component: nucleus. The record is from RefSeq and is a predicted model, not a curated record. Gene Ontology annotation, molecular function: RNA polymerase II cis-regulatory region sequence-specific DNA binding; DNA-binding transcription factor activity, RNA polymerase II-specific. NCBI's taxonomy places the organism in Eukaryota, Metazoa, Chordata, Actinopteri, Cypriniformes, Cyprinidae. The transcript has 3 exons. Gene Ontology annotation, biological process: regulation of transcription by RNA polymerase II; regulation of epidermal cell differentiation.
UUUCAGUACAAGAGAAAGCGAAUCCGAGCAACAAUAACACAUUUACUCAUCUGAUUUCACUCACACUUUGGAUCUCCUACUCACAAAUAGACACUCGUACAGAAAGACACCUGUUAUAACUGACCUGUCGAGUGGGGCGGUGGAGAGUGGCUCUCGUGGUAUGACUACUACAAACAAGGGCAACAAAGCACUGAAGGUGAAGCGAGAGCCAGGUGAAAAUGGCACAAGUCUUACGGAUGAUGAGCUGGUGUCUAUGUCUGUGCGGGAGCUGAACCAGCACUUGCGUGGUCUGUCCAAGGAGGAAAUUCUGCAGUUGAAACAGCGGCGGCGCACACUCAAAAACCGUGGCUAUGCUGCCAGCUGCCGCGUCAAACGUGUGACACAAAAGGAGGAGCUGGAGAAGCAGAAGGCGGAGCUUCAGCAGGAAGUAGAGAAGCUUGCCUCGGAAAAUGCUAGCAUGAAGGUGGAGCUUGAUGUGCUGCGCUCCAAAUAUGAGGCUCUCCAGAGUUUUGCCAGAACUGUGGCCCGCAGCCCUGUUGCCGCUGCCAGGGGCCCCAUCACAUCUGUCAUAGGGCCCCUCAUACCAGGCAAAGUGGCUGCCACUAGUGUCAUCACCAUUGUCAAGUCCAAAACAGAAGCACGAUCAUAAUGCACAAAUGGGGGACAAUUGUAAGUAUACUGGUCAGCGUAUUCAUCAGGCACAGGGUUGCUUAAGUUUUAUUUUAAAGUUUUAUAUUAAUUGAUAAAAUUCAGAAAGAUCUUCUUUGUGACUAUAAAAAUAUAUACAGACAACACUAAAGUAUAUCUGAUGUCAUUUACAACCCUUGUUGUUAAUGAACAGCAAUUAUUAUCAACAUAUCAUUUAAUCAGAAUAUUAUACACUUGAGGUUCACCCAAAAAUGAUUAAAACAUUUGCCAUGUUGUUACCAUCAUGUUGUACUAAACCCAUAUGACUUUGUCCAUAAAACACAAAAGUUAUUUUUGUGCUGCUUUUUUCCACACAUUGACUGGCAAGUGUCAAUCUCUACAAAAGUAUUUAAAAUGCACUGUAAAGUAUCAUAAAAACCGUCACAAAAGUCACAUUGUAACAUUUAAACAACUUGUGAUUAAAGACACAAGAAUUGGUGCCAUUUGUCACCAGUGUUGGGGGUAACGCAUUACAAGUAACGUGAGUUACAUAAUUAGAUUACUUUUUCAGCUAACUAGUAAAGUAAAACAUUACUUUUAAAUGUAUAACUAAAUAUAUGAGUUACUUUUUCAAAUAAGUAAUGCAAGUUACUUUGUUUUCCCACUGAUUCAGUGACACCUCUCCUUUCCCCAUGUUGAGGGAAAAUGGAAAUGAGGUGCAGAGGCACUUCAUUCAGCCUGAGGCUCAUUAAUUUCACUUUUGGUGUCAAAGGGCCUCUAUAGUUGGCAAAAAACAAAAAAAAACAAAUAAGCAAGCCCAGCAAACAAAAAGUAAUGUAAUGCAUUACUUUCGAUAAAAUACUAGUAAGUUUUUAUGGAGUGACGCAGUAUUGUAAUGCAUUGCUUUUAAAAGUAACUUAACACUGUCUGUCAUUGACAUCAAACUUUAUGCAGUGCAUGUCAUGACACCAAAUUUUAAAUGUGUGUAUUCCCUACUGAACAGAGGGAGAGAUAGUUAAUGAAUAACUUGAAUUUAAAUGUGUGUCUGAUAGAUUUAUUUAUUUAUUUUUGUUUGUUUGUUUGUUUGUUUUUUUUAAAUCUUUUUUGUGGCUGGACGGAAUUGGCCACUGUAUGCAUUCAUUGUUUGGAAAAGAGCAUGGACAUUGAGUUCCAUGGAAGAAAGUUAAUCGUAUGUGUUCAGAUUGACGUGAGGGUUCAUGUCAAUACAAUGCAAUGACUAACUUGAAAUGUCAGUUUUCAUUUUCUCGUUUUUGGGUUAACUGUUCCCUUUAAAGUUGACUUGACUUACCUGUGCUUGAUAUUUUCCACUGACUGAUAUACAGAUGGAAAAAACAAAAUAUAUUCACUAUCUAUAUUCUAUCAGAAAUGGUGGUGUUCCCUUAACAUAAGGAUCUUGUAAUUCACAAAGCGAGCAAAAAUUCUUUUCAACUAUCAGUUUUCUUUCCUGUUAAGUUCAAUUCCAUUACUGGAAUGAUGUUUACAAGUUAUAUUCUGAGGAAUAUGACUAGGAGAGGCAAUAAACUACUGUAUUUAUGCAUGGGAGAGCAGAGGCCCUGUUGAGCUGUCUGGCAGGUGAUGUUCAUCUUUUGCAGACAUGAGACAUAAGAAAGCCUUUUCUUAAAGAUAUCACAGAGAGAGGAGGCAUUUACUUGUUUUUAGAAAAUAUUUGAAGUUGGUAAACCGUGUUGGUAAAACUGAUUAUUCUAGCUUUGUUCAGAGUCGUAUUGCUGUAGUUUUGUUGUUCUGUGCUUUGUGUGGAUGGGCUGGUCCAAUUAAUUUUCCCGAAGCAACCCAACACAAGCUUUAUUGUUGAAUCGUUAGCAAAUGGUCUCUGAUGUCUUACUCCAGCUACUUUGUUUUUUCUUUCCUGAAUGACAAAAAAGAAAAAAAAGUUAUUUAUAUGAACAAAAAAAUAGUUUGAUAUCAAUUUUGCAAUUGUACCAAAAGUGGCUUAUUAUUGAAGUCUGAUUGCUUUUCUAGUAAAUAGGCGCGUGCAGUGGGGUAGCGCGUGGCGUGCUGUGUAUGUGGUCAGGUGGCAGUGUUGUUCACUGUGUAAGUGUCCAGCUGUAUUCUUUAAAUGAAUAUUAUAAAGUAAUAUAGACAGUGUACAGCAGCCAGUCAUUCAUAUUGGCUCCUUCCAUAUCUCUGUAAUGAAGAUGUCUUGCACUCAGAACAUCUGGGUUUUGUUGAAUGAUAUAAGUUCCAGCUUUACUGCAGCUAACUAUAACAAACCCAAUGUGACGCUUCAUAAUGGUGCAUAGCCAGUCUGCGGUUCUCUUCCAGCACAGGUGGUUGGGCAAAACACAAUUUAUCCUUAAUGUUUCGGGGCAACAUUUUAACAAAAAUAGCAAGACCUGAAUGUAAAGUUGUGGUUCUGUUCCAAACCCUAGUGAACUGUCCAUAUUAAGGUAUUAUAUGUGCUCUCCCAACAUGAAGCGUGUUCUAAAAGAUGCCAAAUAAGGAAGCAUGGCAGGACAAGUGACAAAUUCAGUAAAAAAAAAAAAAAAGAAGAAGAAAAGAAAUGCAUAGCAAAGCAGUCCCUUACUAGGGUGUGGAACAGAGCUAUAAUUUUUAAAAAGUUAAUUGACUGUCAACCCUGUCAUCUUGCUCAUGUUCUGUAUCUGAUGGACAGAUGUUGUCUCUGAUUCAGAGUAGAACUACAUACAGCGUAAGACAUUUGCUUCAUGAGACUCCUCUGUGAGAGAUGAUCAGGGUAAGUGAAAUGCACUAAUGAAGUGGGCUUAUUUUGAUAUGCUCUUCCCUGUUGUUAUCUCAGGACAUAUAUUCAGUGUAAUAUAAAGAUUAAAAGCACCAGAAGUACUUUGACUUAUAGCCCUGAUGUGUAUGUUACAGCUGUGAAAAUCAGCUGCAUGGUUGUGAACUGAACAGAAACUGAAUACACAUACACAUACACACAACAUACACAUACACUUUCUGGCAAUGGCAAAGUAUUUGCAGCCAUGAGAACUUAGACUCCAGAUCAUUGACUGCAGUUGAUUUAAAGUGAUAGUUCAUCCAAAAGUAAAAAUUCUGUCAUACACCCAUGUUGCUCCAAACCACUAUGAGUAGGGUGAAAUUUCUGGUCUGCCUUUUUCUAUACAUUCAUAGUCGACAGUGAUUUUUACCACACAGCUCCAAAAAGGAAACAAGCAAUGUAUGUUGUAAUGAAAGUAAUGCAGACAUGUGUGCUCUAAUUAUAUGAGGCUAAACAAAUAAAAUUUAACAAUAAAAUUCAGUAAUUUAUUCUCUGCUAAUCAUCCCCUUAAACAUCAGUUCUUAUAAAAUGUUUUCACUCCUAUACACAAUAGUAUUCAUCAUAUAAUGUCUAUCAUUAUUAAAGUAAUUGAGUAAUAAAGGAGGAUAAUGUACACACAGCAAAAUUAACCCUUUCAGGGUGAUUAAAAAGCCUAAUCCUGGUGGGGAUGACAACUUUCGUUUAUGAAUGAACUAUUCCUUUAAGAAGAAAUUAACACAUUCAUACUGAUUCACUGUGACAGGAAUGCACUGCCCUCUUACCUCAACUCCGCCUCACAUUGUAGAUUCAAGGCCAGAUUCUGAACACAUUCUUCCCACCAUCAGAGAGUUUUUGCUACAGUAAAA